GCUUUGACGUCAGCUUCCGCGUUCACAUGACUCCUGACUCGCGCGGAUACAGGAACAUGGCUCUGCUGUUCACUGAUGAAGAGUUCGAGCAGGCGUGGACCGAGCUGGACGAGCCGCAGCUCGACGGCGGGUGGGAGUUCUUCACCGAGACCAUGGACGUCAAAAUAUACAGACUUUAUAACAAGGAAACCGGUUUGUACGAGUACAAAGUGUUCGGUUCUCUGCCCAGCUGCUCUCCAGAUCUCUGCGCAGAUGUUUACAUGGAUCUCAACUACAGGAGACAGUGGGACUCCUAUGUCAAAGAGCUGCACGAGAAAGACUACAGCGGGCAGAAAGCCAUAUACUGGGAGGUGAAAUAUCCAUUAACUCUGUCCAACAGGGAUUAUGUUUACGUGAGGGAGCGACGGGAUCUGGACGUGGGAGGACGGAAGAUCUGGGUGGUUUUAGCCAAGAGCUCGCCCGUGUCUCAGUGUCCAGAGAAGAGAAGCGUGAUCCGGGUCAAGGAUUACAAACAGAGUCUGGCUAUUGAGAGCGAUGGCUCCGGCGGUACCAAAGUGUUUAUGAACUACUUUGAUAAUCCCGGAGGAAUGAUACCGACGUGGCUGGUGAACUGGGCCGCUAAGACGGGCGUCCCUGCCUUUCUCACCGACAUGAAGAAGGCCUGCAGUAACUACGCAAACUACUGCAAGAACAACAAGUGAUGCAUGUAUGACGUCCUCUCUUUAUCUCCCGCCAUCUCUUUGGUUCUGUUUCACGUCAGAAGGGCAUUCUGGGUGGAGGGGAUUGUGGGUAGAGUUACUUUAUAUGGUUAUUGGAGACGCUGCAGUUGGAGUCCAAUGAAUUCAGGUUCCUGUUGAACUUUAGCUGGAAAUUAGGGCUAAUUUGAGUUUAUAAAAUUGGUUUUGAAUGUAAUAUAGAUCAAUCAUAAUGUAAUUUGUGAAUAUAAGUAUAAACAUUUGUUAAAUGUUAUAUAUCCAAAGUCAAUCAAUAAGCCUUCCUGAAAUCAAAACGCUGUUAGGUUUUAUACAGCAACCCUAUAAAAUGUAUUUGACAAACUGAAAUGUGUAAAUAAGAAAACAAAGUAUAAUAUCAAGAGUCAUUUAAUUUAAAGAAAUAUAUUUGGCAAAGACAUUUGUUAGGUUUGAAUCAUAAAGCCAAUAACAUUAUUAUCAUUAUUAAAGGCUCAUUCACACCAAUUACGAUAAAGAUAAUGAUAAAGAUGAUCACAGGAAUAAAUUAUGUUUUAAGAGAUAUUAACAUAGAAAACAGCCAUUUUAAAUGGUAAUAAUAUUUCACAAUAUUACUGAUUUUACUGUAUUUUUGAUUAAACAAAUGCAGCCUUGGUGAGCAGAAGAGACUUCUUUUGACCAGUAGACUCAAGUGUCCAAAUAAGCAUGAGAUCUGUAUAGUUAUAUAAUGGUUAUGUUAUAGUUUUGUUCCCCAACAACUGAAUACAAUCAAGCACUUAAAUAUUACAAGAAAAGUUUGCAUGUACUGGUGCUGAACUAGUCCCGAGUGCCUUCCCAUGAGCCUCUGCACACUGGGCGUGAUGGAUUGUAGUAAUGCAGCGCCCUCUGCUGUUUGAAGGAUGGGGACACAGUUGAGACUUUAUUUUAUUUGAAUGGUUGAUGCGUUUUUUUAAUGGUCAGAAUUUAUGGUCUGUAUAUUGGGAAAAUGAAUGGCAUUUGAAUGUAUAUUUCAGAUACUUUCAAUCAGGAAUUUCCAUAAAUCACAUUAAUGACAAUUACUAUACAGAGCUGAAAAUAUGAGCAUUUGCACUGAAAAUAUUAUGACUAAAUUCAUAAUACUGCUGUUUAUGUUAAUGCUGAGCACAGUAAAUUUAUGGGAAAAAAUAACACUUUAUUGAUCACAACAGCAAUUUAAAGCAGCAAUACAGUCCGUUAAUGUCUGCUGGUGUUUACAGUCAUGGGUUGUUAUCCAUUUGGAAAUCGAGAUUAUUCAUAGGAAAGUUAUUAAGGAGUUUUAGUGACAUUCCACUUGACUUUUUUCCUUUUGACAAUCCCUGAUUUCAUUGUGGUUUGGUGUGUUGUUUUCCUCUGGAUCUCUUGUUUUUUGACAUCUACCUCUUACACUCACAGUACUGCAAUUAAAAUAAAAUCAUCUGUACAUUCUGCCUCAACCUGUUCAUUACUGCCAAAUUUCAUUUCAUUAAAACUGGUGCUUUACCUUU
Molecule: messenger RNA, 2191 nt
Organism: Megalobrama amblycephala (Wuchang bream)
Lineage: Eukaryota; Metazoa; Chordata; Actinopteri; Cypriniformes; Xenocyprididae
Product: phosphatidylcholine transfer protein
Exons: 6
Coding region: 27-701 (224 amino acids)
Molecular function (GO): phosphatidylcholine intramembrane carrier activity; phosphatidylcholine binding
Source: RefSeq, a predicted model, not a curated record